CUGUGUUAAUCUUUAACAGAAAUGUCAGCGAACUGUCUUUAAUCUUGCUGAAAACAAAAAACAGAGUUUCUGGAAACUGCACUAAAUAAGAUGUUAAUGACUCUAAAGAUGCAUUUCUGUAGCUGUGCACUCAUUGCACUGUUGCUCGCUGUAGCCUCGGCAGACCACCAUCUCCACCACAACCGUGGUUCUGAAGACCAUAUGAGCUGCCACAAGCUCUCUGCUCCUAAUGCUGACUUUGCCUUUGCCCUGUACAAACGUCUGAAUGCGAGGACUGCUGCUGGAAACAACAUUUUCUUCUCACCACUGGGCAUCUCCACUGCCCUGUCCGUACUGUCUACUGGGGCCCAUAGUGAAACCCACAGCCAGCUGUUCUCCAGCCUGGGCUACAGCACCUUAAACCAGACUCAGGUCAAUGAAGCCUACCAACAUCUUUUCCACGUGCUUGGACAAAGCCAGGAGAACCAAAAGCUGGAUGUUGGCAAUACCAUUGCAGUGCACUCAGGUUUCAGUCCCCUGGAGAAGUUUCUGAAUGAUGUCAAGCAGCAUUACUCUGGUGAGGUCUUACAAAUCAACUUUACUAACCCUGCUGAGGCUGCAGAUAAAAUCAACAGACACAUUGCCAAUAAAACACAAGACAAGAUCAAAGAUAUGGUGAACGAUGUUGACCCUGAAACCAUGAUGAUGCUCAUUAACUAUGUCUAUUUUAAAGGAUACUGGAAGAAACCAUUUAAUAGUGAAAUGACACAUAAGGCGGACUUCCAUGUUGACAGCAGGACCAAAGUUCAGGUUGACAUGAUGGUAAGGACGGGAUACUACCACAUCUUUGAGGACAGAGCGAACCACACCAGCAUCAUCUUGCUGCCAUACGAGAGUCAAACCUCCAUGAUGAUUGUCCUUCCUGAUGAAGGCUGGAUGAGGAGUGUAGAGGAAAACAUCAACAAGGACCAUAUAAGAAACUGGCAAAACUCAGCAUCUAUGAUGUAUGUGGAACUUUAUAUGCCAAAAUUUUCCAUUGCCACUAAUGCCUCCUUGAGGAAUAUAUUGCAAGAAAUGGGCAUCACAAGUGCUUUUGAAAACACCGCGGAUUUCUCUGCUGUGUCAAACAAGUUUCCACUUAAAGUAUCAAAGGCAUCCCACAAGGCCACGAUCAGUGUCACCGAGAUGGGAACAGAGGCAGCAGCCAUCACCAUUUCUGAAUGGAUCCUACUGACUACACCAACACCCGUCAGAAUUGACAGGCCCUUCUUAGUUUUCAUUGUAGAAAACUCGACUGGAAGCAUCCUCUUCAUGGGCAGGAUCAACAAACCAACAGCUUCAUAACGGCACACAGUUGUGAGAUGACACGUUUGAUCACAGUUGUCAUCAUAAGGAUCCUUUCAUGAUAUAAAAGACUGAGCGCUCACACUAAACACAUAUUUGUCAGUCUGCACACACUAAUUUAUGUGGUCUACAAAGUAAUAUUGAGGACAUUUUGCUCAGGUAAAAAAGAAGAAAUCUUAAGACUACCAUAGUUUUAACUAAAAAUAUUGAUACUAAAUAAAUGAGAAAUUUGCUGUGGUUUGUUUCUGAGAUAUUCCACUAAGAUGUGGCUCAUAGGGCAAGAAAACUAGUUACUAAAUCCCAGACUUACAAAGACACUCUGGGGUUUACAGAAGCCACUUGCUCAGUUUGGGGGUCACUGUCCCGACUGCUCCAGGAAAAUCUCUGUUUAAUUCUCCCUCCAAUGGGAGAAGGUUAUUAUCUAACCCGCUCGCUGACAUUAGAUGCCGAGUAGCAUUUCAACAGAUUCUAAUAAAUAUUCAGAAUAUUCUCAUCUCUCGUCCACUUAUGAAUGAAUCUGAAUAAGUUGCACAUUUUUAAGGAACAAAUGUAGCAAAAAUAUGAAAAAUCAAGAUCCAUAUGUGAAAACUGAUGUUUAAUUGCACUCUCUUUCUAAAAAAAACUGUCAGAAGGUUCAAU
This is a messenger RNA of Maylandia zebra (zebra mbuna), 1962 nucleotides long. RefSeq names its product alpha-1-antitrypsin homolog. NCBI's taxonomy places the organism in Eukaryota, Metazoa, Chordata, Actinopteri, Cichliformes, Cichlidae. Gene Ontology annotation, molecular function: serine-type endopeptidase inhibitor activity. The record is from RefSeq and is a predicted model, not a curated record.